AUGAGAAAACCGCCUUCAUUCGAGCAUCUGAGCUUGGAUCGUCGCCUGUCAUGGGCUGAGGUAAUGGGUACAUUUCAUACGUGUGGAAAGAUGAACAUGAUUUCGCGUUUGCCUGAAGACCUAUUCGUUCUCAUCUUGUCGAGUGCCUAUGUCCAGAAUGUCAUGGGACAAUUUUGUAAACUCACACUCAAGGGCAUGAUCCUCGACUUGGCUGAGUUGAGCCAAAGUGUUGGCACUCAAUCAGAGAGCACGGAUGACAGUUUGUACUACCACAAAUGUGUUUCUCCCCGCAACCAGUUUGGCAAGCAGUACUCCCUAGUAUUGUAUAAUCGCUGCGGCACUUGUUGA
This is a messenger RNA of Fusarium sp. VM40, 348 nucleotides long. NCBI's taxonomy places the organism in Eukaryota, Fungi, Ascomycota, Sordariomycetes, Hypocreales, Nectriaceae. The record is from the annotation of a GenBank genome assembly.